Enterobius vermicularis (human pinworm) is the source of this 252-nucleotide messenger RNA. Lineage: Eukaryota; Metazoa; Nematoda; Chromadorea; Rhabditida; Oxyuridae. The record is from the annotation of a GenBank genome assembly.
AUGUGGGAGUUAAAAAUAUAUGAUGUAUUUUACAACAGAAACUACGCAUUCGGUCUCAAAAAUGCUUGCGAUCUGCUGAAUCGUGGUGAACUUUCACGCACACAAAAUCGUGAAUUACAGCGAUACAUUGACGAAAAUCAGCAUCUAAUCCAAUUUGCUCACGAACAGACAACAGGUAAAAGUAUUAUUUUAUACUUUUUUGAACAAAAUCUAAAUUUUUUUACAAGAUAUAUACGUGAAACAUUAAGUUAA